Astrephomene gubernaculifera is the source of this 3005-nucleotide messenger RNA. NCBI's taxonomy places the organism in Eukaryota, Viridiplantae, Chlorophyta, Chlorophyceae, Chlamydomonadales, Astrephomenaceae. The record is from the annotation of a GenBank genome assembly.
CUGCACCGCCAUCACCACCACCAUCACCGCCGCCGCCGUCACCGCAGCAGCAACAGCAGCUGCCGUCGCUGCCGGUCUUGCAUUCCGGAGCCGCCACGGGCGACAGCGACGGCGACUGCGUGGAAGCAGUUGUGGAGGAGGAAGGGAAGCAGGAAGGAGAGGAGCAGAAGGAGGAGGAGCACGAGCAAGGGAGGAAGGAAAGGGAAGCGGAGGGGCAGCAAGACGAACAACACUGGGAGCGGCGAGUUGCAGACCCCACAGCGCAUGCUGCGGGGACCCCACACGGCCAGAAAGGCGGCAUGGGUGACGGGCGUGAGGGAGCAGGAGUGCUGAGCGCAGGGGCAGGAACAGGGACAGGGUCGGAAGGGAAGGAGGGGAAGACGGAGGAAGACGGCGCUUCGUCGGGCCUUGAGGCGCAGCGACACCACCGGACUAGCGGUGCCAGCAGCAGCGGCAGUAGGGAUGCCUCAGCUGAUGGAGCGGCUGCGGCCCCUGCGGCUGCUGUUGGUUUGGCUGCUGCUGCCCCUCCCCCUGUCCCUGCUCGUGGCAGCAGUAGCAGUAGGGACGCGUUGGCUGCACGACUUGCUCGUGUGGUCGCUUUCGUCGAACGCGAGCUCCUGGGCGACCCGGCGACGAAGGCGCUCGCCGCCGCCGUCGCUGCCGUACAUCCCGACGUGUCGCCGUCGCUGCUGCCGCCGCCGCCACUUCCGCCCGCCGACCGGCAGCCCCUGGAGCUGUUCGCGGAGCCGCCCACGACGGCACGACUGAUGGCUCGAGGGGGGGCGGCGGCGGGGGCGGCGCCUAGGAGGGAGGUUGCAUCUCCUCCCAGUCCCGAGGAGUGGCGCAUGCUAGGAGGCGCCGCGCCCGCACCUCCCCCUCCUGCUUCUCCUCCUACAAGCACGCCUGCUGCUAUAGCCAGCGCCGCAACCGCCACAGCUGAUACCCCAGCAGAUCCCGUCUCCGCCUCUGCCGCCGCCUCCGCUGCUGCCGCCGCCGAUGCGCGUUUCCGGCGGCGGCAGUCAGACCUAGUGCCGUACGAAUCGUAUCUCCGUACCAUUGUACUGCGAGAGACGGAACGAGGAGGCGCAGGUGGAGGCGGCUACGGAGACUUGAAGGGGGGCGCGCGGGGGCGGGGCGGCGGAGGCAGGAGCAGCAGCGACACACGGAGAAGUAGCAACGGUGGCGGCGGGUGCGGUGAGAAGGAGGAGCAGAACGAAGGAAUAGACGAGGAUGAAGGGGAAGGGGAGGAAGAGGAGCGCCUGAGGGCAGUGCUACUGGAGGAGGUGGCUGCUGCUCGCGACUGGCUGCAGCUGCAAGCGCUGUUGGAGACGGUGGCGGCCGGGGAGAUGCGGACAGGAGCAGGAGGAGGAGGAGGAAGAGGGCGUGGUGGCAUGACGGGCGGGAGGGGUGCGAGCAGUGGCCGGCGGAUGGACCCACGGGUCGUUGCAGCGGUGUUCAAGCAGGCUGCAGGCCUCAUUCAUGCGGAGGCAACCCAAGGGGCUUCCAGCGGCCCCAACGGUGCCCUUCAAGACAGCCCCCUGCCGUACAACACAGCUCCUGUGACGGCGGCGGCGGCGGCGGUUGGUUCUCAACUACCACCGCCAACGGCGGCGGUUGAUGGGCUGGCGUCGCCGCCGCCGCCGUACACUCGCGGUCCGGCGGAGGCGUCGGCGUUCCGGGCCUUUUGCGAGCGACUGUCGGAGGCGGGCGUGGCGGCAUUGUGUGGGAGGCCGGGGGAGGAGGCUGACGGAGGAGGAGGCGGAGGAGGAUGCAGCGGAAGGGAAAUAGCGCAGAUCGCGUACAGCAUGGGUAUGCUCCAGCUCACAUCUCGACCUCUGUACGACGCCGUACUUCGGGAAUCCGGCCGCCACCUACGAGCCCUGGCGGCGCGGCGAACCGCCGCCGCCGCCGCCACCGCAGCGGCGGCGUCGGAACUCCGUACGGCAGGGAGCUAUGACGUCAGGAAUGUACGGCAAUGGCGGCGGCGGCAACAACUUGGGUCCGAUGACGGCGCUGCUCACGCUGACGGCGGCGGCGGCGGCAGUGACGUCAUCAGCCGAGCGCCGCGUGCCUUAUCUGAGAUUUCCCAGAUGAUGGAGAUGGCGGUGACGGCGGUGACGGGGGCGAGUGUAGCGAGGGAACGGCAGGGGCAGGGACAGCGGCAUGAGCAGCGGCAGCAGCAGCAGCAGCAGGAGCAAAGACAAGGCGGGCGGCGGGCGGAUCGUACGACAGUGGCGCCUCCGCCGCCUGAACCUUGGUCGGCGGCAGACCUGACGAGUUUGAUUUGGGGUGUGGCGACUGCGUUUGCUGGCAGUAGCAGUAGCAGUAGUGGCAGUAGCAGUAGUGGCAGUAGCAGUAGCAGCCUUGGGACAGUCGUCAACACGACGAAAUAUCCUCCGCUUCCAACUCAGCCACUGCCUCGCCCUGACAAGGCCUGGUUUGCCGCGUUUUGCCACGUCAGCCUCGAUGUCGUACGAGGCCUGGAUCCGGCUUCGAAUCCAGCUUCGAAUUCAAAUCUGAUGUCAGCAGGAGGUGGUAGCGGGCCUGCUGCUGCUGCUGCCGGGAGUAACAGCACUAGUAGUGGUGGCAGCAGUAGCGGCGGUGCCGGCGAUUGCCGUACUACUACUAAAAGUACGGAGCAGUUGUGGGGUAUGUUGUGGUCGUUAGCUCGCAUGUCGUACGUACCGCCCGAGGAGUGGAUGCGGCCCUUCCUGGAGCGAGUGUACGACAACCUGAGCGCUUUCUCAUCCGAGGGUCUGGUCCGAGUGGCCUGGUCGCUCGCAUCGCUGGACUAUGUACCUGAGCGCCUGUGGCUGCGAGCACUCGUGGGUCAGCUACACAACCGCCUGCGUCACCUCUCCCCCGCCCAGCUGCUCUCCCUCUUCGCCUCCCUCGCUCGCCUGCGCUACUCGCCUCGCCCCGAGGUUGGAUCCAGCAUGCAUGCUGCCGCAACACGCCUCAUGCCGCUGCUGGGCCCUACACAGCUAGCCACGCUCGCUACCGCC